This is a messenger RNA of Ornithodoros turicata, 559 nucleotides long. RefSeq names its product large ribosomal subunit protein eL33-like (gene RpL35A). The transcript has 4 exons. Gene Ontology annotation, biological process: ribosomal large subunit biogenesis; cytoplasmic translation. The coding region runs from base 103 to 534 and encodes 143 amino acids. Lineage: Eukaryota; Metazoa; Arthropoda; Arachnida; Ixodida; Argasidae. The record is from RefSeq and is a predicted model, not a curated record. Gene Ontology annotation, cellular component: cytosolic large ribosomal subunit; ribosome. Gene Ontology annotation, molecular function: structural constituent of ribosome.
UGAAUAUCGCUUAAAAUACUUCAACACAAAAGUAUUGUGAAACGUGUUGGCUCUGGGCGCUCCAAUGGGCCUUUUCCGCCAUCUUUCUUGAGCUCGUAAGACAUGGCGAAAACGCCGAAAGCUCCCGCCGAAGGGGCGAAACCCGAGAAAAAAGCGUCGUCAGAGGAGGUGAAGGGCUCUGGAAGGAAGACCAAGGUUCCAAAGAGGUUGUACUGCAAAGCAGUAUUUGUGGGUUACCGACGUGGUUUGCGAAACCAGCAUGAGCACACAUCACUGCUCAAGAUUGACGGUGUGACGUCCCGCCGUGAAGUACCUUUCUACUUGGGAAAGCGGGCUGUAUUUGUCUACUCCGCCAAGACCAAAACGCGUGUGCCCGGACACAAGGGACACUACACAAAGCUGCGCGCCAUCUGGGGCAAAGUGACAAAGCCACACGGCAACAGCGGCAUCGUGAGGGCGAAAUUCAAGAAGAAUCUCCCAGCCGCGGCUAUGGGACGAAGAGUGAGAGUCAUGUUGUACCCCUCCCGCAUCUAGUGCCCUAAUAAAAACGAACGCCUGU